Messenger RNA from Aspergillus udagawae, 1116 nucleotides. RefSeq names its product putative alcohol dehydrogenase. The transcript is spliced from 5 exons. The record is from RefSeq and is a predicted model, not a curated record. NCBI's taxonomy places the organism in Eukaryota, Fungi, Ascomycota, Eurotiomycetes, Eurotiales, Aspergillaceae. Gene Ontology annotation, molecular function: L-iditol 2-dehydrogenase (NAD+) activity; zinc ion binding. The coding region runs from base 1 to 1116 and encodes 371 amino acids. Gene Ontology annotation, biological process: D-sorbitol catabolic process.
AUGGUCUCCUCUCUCCUCACAGAAUCAAGUUCAGAGGAGGUAGUCGCAUCGACGAAAUCCCCAUCUAACGAUCCCCAGAUCAUCCAGACUUCGUUUCCCAACCCAUCAUUGCAGGUCACAGCGAACCACCAACUCAAGGUUGUUGAAGCGCCAGUGUACGCUCCCCGACGCGGAGAAGUCCUUCUUCAAAUAAAGGCUACUGGAAUCUGCGGCUCUGAUAUCCAUUUCUGGAAGGCUGGUCGAAUCGGCCAGCUAGUGUUCGAGGGCGAUUGCAUUAUCGGCCAUGAAGCGGCCGGCGUAGUCUUGAAAUGUGGUGAAGGGGUCACCCAACUCAAGCCCGGCGACAGGGUAGCCGUCGAGCCCGGCGUUCCCUGCGAACAAUGCUUCCUCUGCAACGACGGCCGGUAUAACCUCUGCGAGGAUGUACAGUUUGCGGGUGUCUAUCCCUACGCGGGGACGUUGCAACGAUACAAAGUCCAUCCUGCGAAGUGGCUGCACAAGCUUCCGGGCAGCCUCUCAUACGCCGAAGGAGCCCUCCUCGAGCCCCUCUCUGUCGUCAUGCGCGGCAUCCAAGUCGCUCGCCUCAAUCUUGGCCGGGGGGCCGUAGUCUGCGGCGCCGGGCCCAUUGGCCUCAUUGCUCUCGCUGCGGCGCGCACAUCAGGCGCCCACCCGAUUGUCAUUACCGACGUUGAGCCGAGGCGGCUUGCAUUCGCGAAAGAUUUCGUGCCGAGCUGUAUUACAUACCAAGUUGAUCCUGCAGAGGAUGCGGAGGGGAAUGCGAAAGCUAUCAGGGCUCUCUUCGGGGAGAGCGAGUACGCGGCGCCAGAGACGGUGCUAGAGUGCACAGGGGUGGAAAGUAGUGUUUGCACGGCGGCAUAUACUGCGCGCCGGGGUGGCGUGGUUGUUGUGAUUGGUGUUGGCAAGCCGAUUAUGAAUAAUCUGCCGUUCAUGCAUAUGUCUCUUGCAGAGUGGUGGGAUUUUGGACCUGAAGAAGUUAGUAUCGCAUGUCUUUCCCUUGGAGAGGGCAAAGGAUGCUCUACAUUUGUGUGCGGAUCCUCGCAACGGGAGUAUCAAAGUGACGGUGGUGGACGAAGUCGAUGCAAGUCUGUGACCUAA